Messenger RNA from Anguilla anguilla (European eel), 2141 nucleotides. It is a transcript of the gene triqk, whose product is annotated as triple QxxK/R motif containing. The transcript has 4 exons. Gene Ontology annotation, cellular component: endoplasmic reticulum membrane. Bases 224 to 478 code for a protein of 84 amino acids. The record is from RefSeq and is a predicted model, not a curated record. Lineage: Eukaryota; Metazoa; Chordata; Actinopteri; Anguilliformes; Anguillidae.
AAAAUAUAGGCCUGCCGUUAAAAGGGCUCCCCAAGUCUUUCUGUUGCGUGAAUGGUUGUCUGUUUCUUGGUUUGAACUUAAAAUAAUUUAGAAAACAUUGGGUAGCAAUGCAUUGCUUUGGAGUACAGCUUGUUUUAUUUGUGUCCGCUACGUGCCAAUAGCGUUUCUUGUGACUUGGCCUAAUUUUGACUUUUAAUGGCAGAGUUGGCAGUGAUAAAGCAGAAUGGGGAAGAAAGACGCAUGUGCUGCAAGGUUGCCGGUUGAACAGUACCGCAAACAGAUCGGAAAACAAGAUUACAAGAAAACCAAAUCUGCUCUGCGAGCGACGAGAUUAAAAGCAGAGGCGAAGCGGAGUGCUCCGGGAAUUCGGGACACUGUUCUUGUCGUCGUCGCCAUCCUUGUCUUCCUCCUCAGCGUGUAUGCCUUUUUCUACCUCAAUCUGAGCACCGAGAUAGACCUGGACGUGGAUGUGGACUAGCAGACCAGCUCCUUGGUGAAUGUUCACUUGGGGGAAGACUUGGAGCACAGCAGGACAUGAGAGCCUCCCCCCUUCACACCCCCUGUCCGUCCACCUGAUUGGCCCCAUCGUGCAGUGUUUGUAUUCCACGUGCCCCACCCCCUGCAACGGGUCACAUGGUGCUCCACUCUGGACAGCUCCACCCUCAAAAGAAAGCUUGAUAAAAAUGGAAGAGGAAAUUGGAUGAUCUGAAUUUUGCUAUCAGUACAUAAGAGGUACUGUACAUUCCACCUGCUUAUGCAUGGCCCUGUGGCUAUUACAAAAAAUUUGGGGUGGUGUUUUUUUGUAUAUAUUUUGCUUGAAUUGAAAUGGUGUCUUUUAGUUUAAUUUGUUUUGUUUCAAGUCUUACGUUCUGGUCGAGAGAAAACAUGACCAGACUGCACUCUGAACAUAACAAGGCGAUUCAUUGCAGUACAUCCGCUUGAUACAUGGCAAGGAAAGUACUUGGACCAACAGAGUUAUUGUCCUUUUCUUUUCAGUGAAACCUGGUUAGAGGAAGCUGUAUUUAUCAGAGAUCAUUAUUGUGGAAUCACGGCGUUCUUUUCCUGACUAAUAGCAAUAUGUAAAUCUUUUGAGAGAAAGAUAAUCAGCACACACACUCACCCAAGCCCCCCCCCCCCAUGCAUUCCACCACAAAGACUUGUGCCCACAUUUUCAGGGAUCACGAUUGUGAGGAUUAGACGUGUAAUUCCUCUCUUGAUUGAGUGUGUGUCCGGAAUACAAAACCCCACAUUUCAUCCGCAUCUGAGUGUAUCCAUCAGAUCUACGACUGACACAAUCUGCCUGUAUUUCUGUUUGAGUAAAUGAGGGAAAAUAUACACAAUAACGCAAUAAUCAAUACACAAUAAUCAAUAUUCAGUUUUGCAAUAAAGAACGCGAUGCACUAUAAAUUACUGUACAUUUUAUAAAAGCUCAUUGUACAAAAAAAUCAUGAAGGAUUGAUCAUUCUUGCCUAUUGUGUCCUUGUCGUCCAUUUUCCAAGUUAUAGGAAAUAAAAAUUAUGGCCUUCCAUGACUUCCUGCCCUCCAUAAUGGCAGCUAAAGAAGUUACCUUUUCUUUAUGCAUCAGCGAUAAAUGAGAAUGCUCAGCAAGGUCCCAGCAUAACCAGGAACAUUAGUCUUUGUAUAAUGUGUACUGGACCAAGUGUAAAUAUAAUUACUUUUUCUAUUCCAGACAGAGUUGUUUUAAAUCCGCCAGAGCGGUGUGUGUUCCCUUGCAUGCAGAUCGCUAAGCCAAAGCCAUAUGUAAAUCACUUAAGGUCAUAUAUGGAGAUAAAACCAUCUGUCACCACACAGUGUCUUCUGCAAGAAAUAAAAAUUGAGAUGGUAUUUUAUUACCAUUUUGUUUUUGUUUUUUUAAUAAGGACAUAAGUUAAAGUAAACAUGUCCUACUACUGCUAUUUAGAUCAUAGUCAUGCAUUUAGCGUGAUUAUAAUUUCAUUGUGUGAGAAAUGGCUGUUUUUUCUGGUGUGUCCUGUAUUCUGUAUUACAGGUUUUGAUUUAGAAUAGCAUUUCUUGGAGAUUGAUAAGACCUUUUAGACACUGUACAAAAUAAAUUUCAUUCAGUUUGCACCCUAUGAGAGUAAAGAAUUUAGUGAAAAUAAAAAAAACUGUGAUCCUCCUAA